Messenger RNA from Babesia sp. Xinjiang, 3894 nucleotides. RefSeq names its product putative aarF domain-containing protein kinase 1 -like protein. The transcript has a single exon. Bases 1 to 3894 code for a protein of 1297 amino acids. NCBI's taxonomy places the organism in Eukaryota, Apicomplexa, Aconoidasida, Piroplasmida, Babesiidae. The record is from RefSeq and is a predicted model, not a curated record.
AUGGCAACUACGGCAAACGGAGGGCGCCAAGUUGGCGGUAUCGCAAGAACGGAGAGUGCGAAGAGCGAUAAUGCUGAUACAGGGAGGACUCCGCUACAGAGAUCUAUGGACGUUUUUUGGGCCAUCACCAACUUGACUGUCGAAUGGAAUAAAACCCUUGUCAUGGGUUCUUUCGUUAGUCAAGCUAAUCAGAAACAGUACUGGAAAGAUAGCCACAAGAAAAUGGCACAGCUGAUUGUAGAUAACAUCAAGAACUUGAAAGGAUGCUGGGUAAAGGUUGGCCAAAUAUUGAGUACAAAACCUGGAAUGUUACCAAUGUGCUAUGUUGAUGCCUUUUCUCAAUUACAGGAUCGUGUGGGUCACAGUGAUUUUGCUGAAGUCCUUGAUGUCAUCGAAGAGGAGAUAGGGUACAUGGACGAGGUUUUUGCCAACUUCGACUCCAUCCCUUUAGCCAGCGCUUCCAUAGCACAAGUUCACAAGGCAACACUUCGUGACGGUACCAUGGUAGCUAUCAAAGUACAACACAAAUGCAGUGAGCAGAAUAUGCGUAAUGACCUUGAGAUAUUUAAAGUUAUCCUUUGGGUCGCACAGAGUGUAGGACAUUGUCAGAAUAUGUUCGCAUCUAUUGAUGAUUAUACAGCCGCUGCUAUGAAUGAACUGGAUUUCGCUAAGGAGGCAGAAAAUUGCCGUCGUGCAUCAGUGGAUGCUAAGUUAUCUGGUAUACCGAUAUUUAUCCCUCGCAUAUUCAACGAAUACUGCUCAAGGCGUGUAGUUACUAUGGAGCUUUUCGAAUUAUAUAAGAUGACAGAUUUAGCAUUCUUCGAAAAGCAUAACAUCAACGCUGCACAGAUCGUCUAUGAUAUCCACGAUUUUGCUAUGUUCCAGAUUUUGUCUGCUGGACAAUUUCACGGAGAUCCACACCCAGGUAACUUGCUCAUGACUCAAGGUAAAAGCGACGGGAAAUUCUACCCUGUUUUGAUUGAUUGGGGUAUGACUCAGUCACUUAGCACUAAACAGCGUGUUGGUUUGUGUAAAUUGACCUUCGCCCUUUGCAUGGGUGAUACUAUCGGUUGUUUCACGGGUUUCGUAGAGGCAGGCUUCGACAUGAGUACCCAUAAGACUUUUUGUUACGAGCAGUUUCUGGAAUCUCUGUAUAACAUAUUUGCAUCUGACUUCAGCAAAGUUUUGGAUGUCUGUGCUGAUGAAGGUGCAACGAGCUCGACGUCUGAGGAUAAAAUGCCGGUAGAGUGGCAUUAUAAUGGGAAGAUGUUUAUUAAGGAGUUUAUUACUAACGCUCCAAACUUUUUCACUAUACUACUCAAGGUCGUGUCGGAGUAUCGCAACUAUGCUCUAAUGUUGAAGACAUCAGUGCCUCUGUUACAGAUAUUGUAUAAAAACGCUGGUAACGCCCAAUACAAUCUGUAUUAUACACCAUUGUCAAAGUUACUCUCUAGUGAGAGCAGCAAGGCGGUGUUGAUGCGCAAGGUACGGCGUGUGAAAAAAUUGCUCUCGGCAGAUUGUAUCGAUCUUACCGAGAAGCAGAUUUUGAUGCAAGUAUUCAAUCAGGCGUUGGAUAGCGAGAAUAGCAAUGUGGUUUUUUCUGGCACUACUGUUUUCCGCAAGCCGCGAGGUGCACUCGAGGCUAAGUUGUCGUCACUGCUGACGCACCUUUCACAGGAUAACAGCCUGAUAGUCGCAACUCAAGUGUUCGUAUUACAUGCUGGAGAGGUUGAAGUAGAUUUGUGCCAUGGUUUCAUGGGUCAAUAUGAAUGUCGCCCUAUCAGCCCAAAUUCGCUAUUCCAGGUUGGCAACCUUAUGAAUGGCCUGAUUGCCACUGCUGUGCUGCACCUAACGGAACACCAUGAUGUGGCUCUUGACGACCCUAUAUCGAAGCAUUGGCCUAGUUUCGGGCAGAAUGGCAAGGAGGGUAUAACUAUCAGGGAUAUGUUGAACCACUCAUCGGGAUUGAUACUCCCGUACCCUAACAUAUUGCUCAUCGAGAACCUCGACUACGAUACUAUGAUUAAGGAUAUAGAGAAAUCGUAUCUACACAAAGAGAUGCCGAAAGAAACAUCGUACGGUUAUCUCUAUUUCGGUUGGAUAAUGGCCGAGGUUGUUCGCCGUGUUAGUGGGAAGUCAUUGGAAGAGUACAUCUUCAACAUGGCAGCUUCUACCGACAUACCACUCACACAGUUUGUAUUCCCUUCUAUGUCAGUAGACAUCGCUGAUUAUGCAUCGAAAAAGAGUAACAGUGAUGAUACUAAAAAUAAUGAGGAGGAGAUGAAAACAACCGUGUUGGAUCCUACUCCCAGCUCAGUCUUAUGCAUAGAUGAGCCUCUGAUCGAUAUCCCGUUAGGAGACAAUAAAACACUGAACUCUUUGGAUGAAUCGAGGGAUAACUCCCCCGUAAUAUCAUCGACAAAUCUGAUAACACUGGAUCUUACGUCGGUGGACCCCGAGGUGAAGCAAGAUGGGCAGACUAAAGGUUUUGAUUCCACAAUUGUGAAGGUUACCGAGGAAUAUAGUGCCGCAUUGAAAUCGAAGUUCAAGAGCUUUGUUGACUUCAGUAGCAUGAGUACCACAUCGGUUUCUUCAUCUGGGGAUAAGGGUUAUAAUUUGAUGGACACUAUAGUUAUUAACGGACGAGAAAUCGCGCCUAAACGUGUUACGAUGGUAUCCUUUGACUCAUCGAACAGUCAAGAUGAUAUGACUAAAACGGGCUCCGAAACAACUGAGAUGUCUCGUAACUCUAGCGUUACCCAUUUGCAAUCGUCUUUAUCGUCACAAGAGCCGGUUGUCACACCACAACCGGAGACUAAGGUGGACGUUAAAGAUAUACUGAUGAGUAUGGAAGAAUUCCUCAUGCUUCCGUCUACGCCGGAGUUGAUGCCUAGCCCUAGUGAGAAUGUUGCUAGGGCAAAAUGUUUACCACCUGAAAAACGGCGGGGUUACGCUGAGCGUCUAUUGCAACGUCUGGAACCUAAAGGUGGUAGCAACGUUGAUUCUAGUUCCGCUUCUGUAGUAUGUAUGUGUGGUGUAAACUCCAGCACUGAUGAGGAGUUUUACCACCGUUGUUUCUCGCCGUCUGAAAAAUGUCCGGUGACAACCCGUUUUGUUCGUCAUUACCGCCUACCUCUUGUAGAUCUUGAGAAAUUGGAUCUCGUUGAGGCUGAAAAGUUGUUAAGCGCAAAUGAAGGAAGGGGUACCAAUGGUCGUUACCACCCAAUCCUUGUAUCUGAGGAAGAUGUGCUAACUGAAGAUGCUGACCUCCACGACUUUGACCUGAUUAACGAGGACACUGUUCUUAGCAGACUGCGUCGUCGUCGGUUCAUCACGAAGUUGCCGUCUAAACUACCUGCGUAUCAUUACUGCAAUUAUGACGCUAUCAACUACCGCUGCAUCAUCACAGAUCCAUUGGCCAUGGAUUACCCCUCGACCUACAGCAAAUCUGUGCCAUGUUUGAACGCCCGUGCAAGUGCUCAAGCUCUAAGUUAUUUCUACAAGUCUAUUUUGGACGGCGUGUUGGUUGGCAGUGAUCUGUUGUCUGAGGUGAUGUCAACAGAGUCCUUGGACCGUGGUAUAGUGACUAAGAUGCUGACCGCAUUUUACACCCCAGUUUGGUGUUUAGGGUACCAGCGUUUUUACCUACGUUAUCGUGAUGGCCGAGAUGUUAUCGGACUGGGCUGUGUGGACGUAUCAGGUUCACUGAACCUGAUGGUUCCGGAGUUGAAUCUGGUCGUGACUGCAUUAUUUUCCAGUGGUUCGAGCGUAUGUGUUUCGCACAAGCUAGUAUCAGUGGUGUUGGAUCAUUACGGUCUAACAAUACUUCACACAAAUAUCAACGUGGGUGAUCCCACUAUGUUAUAUAGACUUUUGGCUACCAUUAAAGUUUAA